This is a messenger RNA of Platichthys flesus (European flounder), 1581 nucleotides long. RefSeq names its product sphingomyelin phosphodiesterase acid like 3A (gene smpdl3a). The record is from RefSeq and is a predicted model, not a curated record. NCBI's taxonomy places the organism in Eukaryota, Metazoa, Chordata, Actinopteri, Pleuronectiformes, Pleuronectidae. Gene Ontology annotation, biological process: sphingomyelin catabolic process. Bases 114 to 1439 code for a protein of 441 amino acids. The transcript has 8 exons. Gene Ontology annotation, molecular function: sphingomyelin phosphodiesterase activity.
UUCUUCCUGGUUCUCACUCAGGAGAAUGACCAACAGCCUCAGCUGCUGGAGUUUACACGUUAUAUAUAAUAAAUAUAUAUAUAAUAUUGCCAGUUGUUUGUAACUCUCUCAACAUGAGACUCUUUCUGGGGGUCGCUGUGCUGCUGGUGUGGAGCGCGGAUCCUCUGGCGGCGGCCCCGACUGGGAGCAGCUACCUGCCGGGUACAGGCGGGUUCUGGCACAUCACUGACCUCCACCUGGACCCCACCUACCACCUGGCCCCAGAUCCAACCAAGGUCUGCUUCUCCUCCAAAGGAGCCCCUGCCACCAAGGCCGGCAUGUUCGGAGCCUUCCUGUGCGACUCGCCCUACCGGCUCAUCCAGUCGGCCUUCGCUCACAUGGCACCGCUCACACAGCAGCAGGACUUCAUCAUCUGGACCGGAGACAGUCCACCUCACGUCCCUGCAGGCGAGCUCUCCACCGACAUGGUGAUCCAGGUCAUCAGGAACAUGACCCAGACCAUCAGGCUGCACUUCCCCAACCUGACGGUCUAUCCCGCCCUGGGGAACCACGACUUCUGGCCACAGGACCAGCUGCCGGCCGUCACUAACGCCAUUUACGAAGCGGCUGCCCAGCUGUGGAAGCCCUGGCUGCAGACUGAAGCUCUGCUCACUCUCUCACAGGGUGGUUUCUACUCUCAGCAGGUGAAGCCUGGUUUGCGGGUGGUCAGUCUCAACACCAUCCUUUACUACGGACCUAAUAAAGUCACCAGUAACAUGACGGACCCUGCGGGACAGUUCGAGUGGCUGGAAAAAACCUUAGAGAAAGCUGCUCAGAGUCAGGAGAAGGUGUACGUUAUAGCCCAUGUCCCGGUGGGGUACCUGCCCUUUGCCCGAAACAUCACUGCUAUAAGAGAGAGCCACAACGAGAGGCUGGUUUCCAUCUUCAGGAAGUACAGCUAUGUCGUCGCAGGUCAUUUCUAUGGCCACACCCACCGUGACAGCAUCAUGGUGCUGCUGGACCAAACGGGUAAACCACUGAAUUCUCUUUUCGUGGCACCGGCUGUGACACCGAUCAAAAGCUUUUUGGAGCCGUACUCUAACAACCCGGCUUUCCGCAUGUACUUGUACGACAUCAAGGACUACGCUCUGUUGGAUAUCUGGCAGUACUAUUUGAAUCUGACGGAAGCCAAUGAGAAACAAAGCCCCGACUGGAGGCUUGAAUAUAUCAUGAGUGAAGCGUUUGGACUGACUGACCUGCAGCCGCAGAGCCUGCUGCAGCUGGGCCUGAGCUUCCGGCUGCCGCAGACCAAGGCCUUCGACAAGUACUUCAGGAACUACAUGGUGAGCUACAGUGACCGGAUCAGCUGUAAGGGCGAGUGUAAGGUCAGACAGGUGUGUGCCGUGCUCCACCUGGACCAGCCGGCCUACUCCAAAUGUGUCAGUGGGGGAGAAUGGUAGCGUGAAGCUGGAUGGAGGUGAUGGACUCUGAAGGGAUCUUUCUCAGGUGUCGCAUAUAAGAACAAGAUUUAUUUUUUUAAUGAUUUUUUCUAAUGAAUGUAUUGUUGCUGCAUUCCACUGAAAUAAAGUUUGCUUGAUUUCC